AUGAGCGACAAAAUCAGCAAAACCAUCCAAAGGUUCCAGCAACGUGUCGACAAUAAGGAAUUCUACGAGGCCCAUCAGACUAUUCGAACCAUCGUUAACAGAUAUGUCAGAGCCACCCAGUAUACCCCUGCUCUUCAGUUGUUGGCUGAGGGAAGUGCCAUUUUGGCAAACAAUAAAGAGUACGCUUCUGCUACAGACUUGAUAUUGUACAUGAUCAAUGUUCUCGAAGAGGCUGGUAUAACCUCCUCGGAUAAGGACUACAAAAUGAAACUCAUUGAGUUGAUCUCUUUGCUUCCUGACACCGACCCUGCUUUGGGUGAUUUGGCGAAGGCAUCUAUCUCUUGGAGCAAGAAACUGGAUGCGCUGACUUUUGGCGAUGCUAGUCUACAUCAUUUGUUUGGCUGCAAGCUCAUAAACGCUGUGGCCAGCCAGACACUGGAGGAGAAUAAGUACAAGAUGUUCACUGUAGCAGAAUUGCAUUUAAUUUUGGGAACUUUCGAGUCUCUUCCUAUCUAUGUGGAUUAUUUGUUCCAGUGGUACCAGGAAAACAAGGAUAAAGCGGACCCUGGUAAGUUUUUGGCCAGAGCAGUGUACAACUACGCAUAUUUGAAGAACAACAAGUUCAUGAACACCUCUAUUGAGCUUUUUUUGAAGAAGCUUAGUGCUUUAAACGACAACUCUAGUGCUGAAAGCCUGUCUCUUGUGGUGUUUUUGCAACUACUUGCCACCACGUUAGGUAAAGCAGAUGCUGGAGACAAGUUCAUGAAAUUGUUCAACCAUUACAAAAGCCAGCUUGAGGAAAAUGAGCUUGUAGCGCCCACAGAGUAUUUGGGCAAUUUGUACUUCCAAUUGAGACUCGGUAAUCCGAAUGCGGGCAACAAUAUGCUAGCUAACUUGAUGGGCGGAUUAUUCAAGUAG
Molecule: messenger RNA, 918 nt
Organism: Australozyma saopauloensis
Lineage: Eukaryota; Fungi; Ascomycota; Pichiomycetes; Serinales; Metschnikowiaceae
Exons: 1
Coding region: 1-918 (305 amino acids)
Biological process (GO): protein insertion into ER membrane
Cellular component (GO): cytosol; TRC complex
Molecular function (GO): protein binding
Source: RefSeq, a predicted model, not a curated record